Messenger RNA from Aspergillus bombycis, 1095 nucleotides. RefSeq lists its product as uncharacterized. Lineage: Eukaryota; Fungi; Ascomycota; Eurotiomycetes; Eurotiales; Aspergillaceae. The record is from RefSeq and is a predicted model, not a curated record. The transcript has 6 exons. The coding region runs from base 1 to 1095 and encodes 364 amino acids.
AUGGCCAUAAUUGCUGACGAUGCGCCACACGUGGCGGGAAGUGUGAUAAUGCUUACUCUGGUGGCUUUUAUCACCUAUGCCCUGCGAGUCUAUUGUAGAUUGAGCAGGAGGUCUUGGGGCGCAGAAGAUUGGAUCAUGACCUCCGCAGUGAUACCCUUCUGUGUGCUUACCGCAGGCUGCCUUGGAGGCGCGUUCAACGGGAUCGGUAUCCAUAAUACACUGUUGAAUGAGCCUGAGAAUGUAAAGUAUCAGGCCGAAGGCCAGAAGUACUUCCUGAUUUUCGAAGUUGGAUAUGUAGCCGCCAUUAUUCCGAUUAAGCUCAGCAUCAGCUGGAUGUUAAUCCGCGUGGCCGAGGGGCGGAAGCUGUACAUAAAUAUCCAGUACGGCGUUAUCGCAAUGUUUGCAACGAUGAAUAUUAUUGCCCUGAUAUUCAUCCUCAUCAACUGCACCCCACCUGAGGCUGCGUGGAACACGAGUCUACUGGAAAAGGGGGGUUCCUGCCGACCUGCCCAUGUGCUCACGGACAUAUACUACGCUACCACUGCUGUCAAUAUAGUCACUGACUGGGUUACGGCCUUAAUGCCGAUCCCCCUGCUGUGGCAUGUCCAGCUAGACCGCAACACGAAAGUCUCUAUCAUCGGGCUGAUGGGCUUGGGUAUCCUGGCCUCUCUUUCAGCCUGUAUUCGGCUCAAGUACACUGUCAACCUCACCAAUCAAACCGACUUUCUCUUCGCGGUCGCCAAUGUGGUUAUCUGGGGGUUUGCAGAGAACGCCAUCGGCAUGAUCGUCGGGAAUAUCGCUACACUCCGUCCCCUGUUCCACAGUUUUUUCGAACGAACGGUCCGCAGCAAAGGAUACAGCAGCCAAUCCCGCCGCACGGGUCCUUCGAGAUUCGCCGCCUCGUAUGAACUAUCUGGGCACGGAAAGAGUGCCAACAACACGUUCACCACAUCCGUGGUGGAGAGGGGGGUUCAUGGAAAGAACCGGGAUAGCUACACCCAGCUGAGCGACGGGGACAGCCAGAAGCAAAUUAUCCAAAAGGACGCAAAUACUGAUAUAAUGGUCAGUCGGCAGGUAAACAUCACGUACGAGUAG